Messenger RNA from Ixodes scapularis (black-legged tick), 1521 nucleotides. RefSeq lists its product as uncharacterized. The transcript has 2 exons. The coding region runs from base 1 to 1521 and encodes 506 amino acids. Lineage: Eukaryota; Metazoa; Arthropoda; Arachnida; Ixodida; Ixodidae. Gene Ontology annotation, molecular function: zinc ion binding; nucleic acid binding. The record is from RefSeq and is a predicted model, not a curated record. Gene Ontology annotation, biological process: DNA integration.
AUGGAAGCAGCAAAAAAGAACGUCGCUGAAACACAUGCGUCAGAACCUAGAGUUUCGGACGUACACAAGGUGAAGGCCGUCGCGGAGGCGAACGUGACGCAGCGAGAAUGCUAUCGCUGCGGCUCAGCGAAACAUGGAAGCCGGGUAUGCCCGCACAUUGCGGAUAUCUGUUUCAAGUGUAACAAAAAGGGGCAUGUCCAAAGAGUGUGUCAUGCUGACAAAGAAAAGAAAUCGAAGUGGACGCCACGUAAGGCGAUGAAGAAACUGGUUCCUGUUCAAGACCCAGUUGGCAUGAAGGAAAUGACCACGUCUGGUAUGGAACCAAUAAAACUCACAAUAAACGUGCAGGAAGUUGCCUUGGAAAUGGAACUGGACACAGGAGCAACUGUUUCUGUCAUGUCACUGCAACAGUUUCGUCAGAUAUCUCCUUCAACAAAGAUCAUGCCGACGACGCUCAAGCUGCGCACGUUCAAGGGAGACAUCGUUCAGCCCGUCGGGGUUGCUCACGCCAACGUGCAGUACGGACAGCAGAGGACCGAGCUUCCCCUCUACAUCACAAGAGAAAAGGGACCACCUCUGCUCGGCCGGCAGUGGCUGCAAGCGAUCCGAUUGGAUUGGAAUCGGAUUUUCGGGAUCAACAGCAUUGCCAGGUCAGAUGUUUUGGCGCUUUCCGAACAACGCACAAAGCUUGCUACGACCGAGCGCACUGUGAGGUGCCUACGUGAACUUUUCUGCAGGUUCGGAAUUCCGGAAACAAUCGUUUCAGACAACGGGCCGCAGCUGGUGUCCGAGGAAUUCAAGGUGUUCAUGAGGAACAACGGGGUCAGACACGUCGUGAGCGCCCCAUACCACCCGAGCACAAACGGCUUGGCAGAACGGUUUGUGCAGACACUGAAGUCUGCACUACGCAAGUCAUCCGCUGGUGAGUCUCUGGAAGAAGCAUUGCAACACUUUUUGCUGACGUACCGGAAUACUCCACAUUCAACAACAGGAGAGACGCCAGCAAACUUGUUGAUGGGCAGAAGAUUGCGUUCCAGGUUGGAUGUAAUCAAGCCUACGGUAGAGGGGAAAGUGAUCCACAAGCAAUUUAUACAAAGUAAGCAACGGAGGACAAGCAGAGAAGAAAUCUGCCCUGGUGACAAUGUCCUCGUGCGAAAUAACAGGAGUUCGCCGAGGUGGUUACGUGGUACCGUCCUCAAGAAGACUGGUCCAGUAUCUUACCAAGUCCAGGUUACCACGCCUCGAGGCAAGUUCAUCUGGCGUCGGCACCUCGAUCAACUUUUGAGCCAAACACGGCCAACGGCAACGCCGGUACCUUUGGACACCGACGACGCUGAGGGGUUCCUGGUCUUUUCACCAGGCGAGCCAAGUGUCCCGGCCACGGUACAAGAGCAUGGGCCACAGCAGCCUCACACCAUCCCGCAACGGGAUCCUGUACCUCCUACAGGCCGAUCUACUUCUGAAGGACGCUACCCAUCGAGAGAACGGCGUCCGCCUGACAGAUACCAAGCUCGCUCCUAA